Molecule: messenger RNA, 2275 nt
Organism: Mauremys mutica (yellowpond turtle)
Lineage: Eukaryota; Metazoa; Chordata; Testudines; Geoemydidae
Gene: C16H12orf43
Product: chromosome 16 C12orf43 homolog
Exons: 7
Coding region: 813-1493 (226 amino acids)
Biological process (GO): negative regulation of Wnt signaling pathway; Spemann organizer formation; Wnt signaling pathway
Source: RefSeq, a predicted model, not a curated record
AUGGGGAACAAACAGCAGGAACAGAUGAACUGUUAAGAAAAAAGGAACAUCUUUUCAUGCAGAUGUCCUUAAAUAAACAAAAAGGGAGGGAGGAGAAGAUAUAUGAGAAGGGAUAUAACAUGCCUCCCUUUCCGUUAUCCAGGCUUUUCUGGAGCCAGUCUGGUUGAAAGAGCAAAUGAAUACAUGAGGAGAAAGAGGGCUUUAAGAAGCAGAUGGCACUCUGGGGCCUGAAAGUUCCAUGGCAGUUGACAGAACAGAUGGUCUGAGAGACUGAGGAGGAAAUAAUAGCGUGGGAGACUGGUGAGGUUUAUGUGUUCAUCUUGUGCCUGCAAAAAGCAACUGAGGAGAAGAUACCCACAAAAUAUUUAGGAAAUAUAUUUUAAAGACAGACUGGAGUAGAGAAGUGGGGGAACUAUGCACCAGGAAACGCAGGGCUGGAGCAUCAGCCUGUGAAAGAGACCAAGUGUGUGGAUCUAAGAGAAAUUAGAGAUUUUCCAGAGAUACAGCAAUUUGCCUCUGAAAACUACGAGGAACUUCACAAUAAAAAAAGAGAUCAUGACAUUUUAAAUUAAAGCAUCCAAAAAUCUCAAUGACAAAGAGCACAGAUGGACAAGAAUUCAGAGUGCAGGAUAGAAAGCAUCAGAAGAUAAUGUCACCUAAGUUAUAAAUCAUAUUUGUUUGGAAAACCCUCAGACAUAAAACAAAACACAAAUCUGAAACUUACGAUAUGAGACUUCUCUGAACUUUAAGUGUACCUGACAUAUGGUCACAGGUCACUUUUUCUGCAAGAGCUGACGUUUGCUGACAGCCCCAUGAAAAACAGUUGCUUUGGGAAGAACAAGUUACAACCAGUUCAGCCAAGUCUCAGACAGAAGGUGAAUGACCAUGACAAAGAUGGCAACGAAUUACAGACCACACCAGAGUUCAGAGCACAUGUUGCAAAGAAACUGGGAGCAAUGUUAGACAGCUACAUCACUGUAUUGGAGGAUUCAUCAGGUCCUGCACAGACUGCCAUGCAAACAGCUGACUCUGAAGAUGAUGGCUUUCGCCUAUUCUCUUCAUCUGUUCCAGGAGAUUGUGGGAAAUCCAAACCUCUGCUCUCAGCCAGGAGGCAACGACCUUCCAGUUCUAGUGAGCUGGACAGUGACCAGGAAUGGCAGAGAUACCAAGAGGCUGCUGUGUCAGCAGCAGAUAUCUUGAAGCAAAGUGCUUUUUCUGUGAUGCCUCCGGAUUCCAGCCAGGUUCACAAGCAGGAGUGCACAGAGCACAACCAAAAGAAGAAAAAGAAAAGGAAGAAGAAAGCUAGAGGAGAGCAUAAUAGUGAACAGAAGACAGCAGGAUGUGACCAGAUCAGCAACAAGACUCUAUCAUCCAUUGAUGGAGAGUGCACGAGGCAAGAAGGCAGAUGUACAGAGGACACAACAUUGCCUAGUGUGGUGAAGAAGAAGAAAAAGAUGAUCAGAAAAGAAGCAAAUGAUGAUUCCGCUCUAUGAACCACAUAUGGUCAGGAUGGAAGAAGGAUGGUGAAAAGUUAACAAAGGUAGUUCCUGCACAUUGUCCUCUCCUGGAAAUGUGGGGAAACAAUUGGCAAAGCUUCUGUUUUAGGGGAGUCAAAGGAGUAAGAGUUUAAGUGACUGCCCUUGUUGAGGCAUCCCUUGGGGAACUCCCCUUUUCCAUUCCAUCACAAACCAAUUACUUGCAUUGCUGGUUAUGCAGACCUUGCACUGAAGGAUUUGGGCGAUACAGGGACAUAUUAGAGUCACCUCUGCCCUGGUCUGAUCCUUCUGUGUAUCCAGCCCAAAUCCUGUGCCCUGGAACUAGUGCACGUGUGUGAUAAACUGAUUUUGGUGGAGAUGGUGGCAGAAGAUCAGUUCCUACUUCACCUCCCCAACACUUGCUGCCAGAACUAUGGGAGAAACAGCUCCAGGCUGUGAGAGAGACUGACUCAUCCAUAAAUAUCCUGGCAAAUCUUGGGGACCCACCUCCUAAAAUCAUCAGAAGUAUGUUACUGAAACCUGACGUGUUACUAAUUCCCAUGGAAUAUACACCUCUCCAGGGGUCCUGUGCAGAACUAUAAAAAGAUUGUGCAGUGGUGUCACGUAAUUGUUAUAAGCAGGUGUUUCUUUCAAAACUGUCUCCCUCGAUGCUUUAUUUUCAUGGUAUUACAUCUGCCAGUGUGCAGUAGAAUUCAAUAACAAUAAAUGCCUCGUAGUCUCAUUUAAUAUAAUGUCGUGUGCAGACCUGCCAUCUUCUUCCAUUAGGAUUGGCACAGCUA